AUGGCCGUGAAACUCCGAAGCCCACUUGCUCGCAUGAUCUACGAGAAGUAUGAACACGCACAGGAGCAUAUGCAUUCCAAUCAUGAAUAUUGGUACAAUGUCAGGAAUGAAUACUUGUCGCCCGAGCUAAUGAAAAUUUUUGUUCAAUCUGAGCAAGACGAGGAAACCACGAAUUUUCUUGAGGGUUGUUAUGAAAAAUCAGAUUGGUUCUUCACUCAGCUCUACCAUUCAAUCUCAAAGUCUAUUUUGACUUGGCUUCUUAAUCGGGGUUCGAUGUUUGUGGUUUCCACCGCACAAUUUCGUCGCGCCGGCGAUGGUAAAGUCACGGCCAAAAUGGCCCCACUCUUUGAUGAAGUCUACGCAACAGAAAUGUCACCUGUUAUGCAAUGGCGUUUGAAACAGGCGAAUUUCACCGUCCUCGAUGUUGAAAAGUGGGAUCAGCUACCUGAAACAGGCGAUACCUCUUCCAGUCUUCCAACACAACCUCAGUAUGACGUCAUCAGUUGCCUCAAUCUUCUGGAUCGUUGUUCUACGCCACUUACCCUUCUACGUAGGAUUCGAAACGUUCUGAGACCCGGUUCCGGCCUACUUGUGCUUGCCCUCGUCUUUCCCCUGAAGCAAUAUGUGGAAUAUAGCCAUAAACCCCUCGAGAUGAUGGAGGUCUCUGCUAGCCGGGUCUGGGAAGUGCAGUUUUCCAGCUUUGUCACGAAUAUCCUCCAUCCCGCUGGCUACGACCUGCUGGCCUGGUCGCGUGUGCCUUACAUCUGUGAAGGCGACCUGGCGCGUUCCUUCUACUCCCUAAACGACGUUGUGAUGACGUUGAAACCACGAGCGCCAGACGUCAACGAGGCUCCUUCUGGCAUGCAAUGA
Messenger RNA from Dibothriocephalus latus, 870 nucleotides. The record is from the annotation of a GenBank genome assembly. NCBI's taxonomy places the organism in Eukaryota, Metazoa, Platyhelminthes, Cestoda, Diphyllobothriidea, Diphyllobothriidae.